This is a messenger RNA of Phacochoerus africanus (Common warthog), 1058 nucleotides long. Its product is annotated as olfactory receptor 5C1. The record is from RefSeq and is a predicted model, not a curated record. NCBI's taxonomy places the organism in Eukaryota, Metazoa, Chordata, Mammalia, Artiodactyla, Suidae. Bases 55 to 1017 code for a protein of 320 amino acids. Gene Ontology annotation, molecular function: G protein-coupled receptor activity; odorant binding; olfactory receptor activity. The transcript has a single exon. Gene Ontology annotation, cellular component: membrane. Gene Ontology annotation, biological process: sensory perception of smell; G protein-coupled receptor signaling pathway.
GACAUUUCCCUUACCUCCCUCUGUUUUGUCUUUCCUCAUUUUCUGUUCAGCAGGAUGAGGCCAGAGAACUUCACCUGGACCAGGGGCGCCCCUGCUGAAUUCAUCCUUCUGGGCGUCACAGAUCGCUGGGACCUGCGCGUCACCCUCUUCCUGGUCUUCCUGCCCAUCUACCUGGUGAGCCUGCUGGGAAACGUGGGCAUGAUGCUGCUGAUCUGCAUGGAUGCCCAGCUCCACACACCCAUGUACUUCUUCCUGGCCAACCUCUCCCUGCUGGACGCCUGCUAUUCCUCAGCCAUCGCCCCCAAGAUGCUGGUGGACCUGCUGCUGCCCCUCGCCACCAUCCCCUAUGCAGCCUGUGCCCUCCAGAUGUUUGUGUUUGCAGGGCUGGCGGAUGCUGAGUGUUGCCUGUUGGCAGCCAUGGCCUAUGACCGCUACGUGGCCAUUGGAAACCCUCUUCUCUACACCACAGCCAUGUCCCCGCGUCUCUGCCUGGCCUUGCUGGGAGCAUCAGGCUUGGGCGGGGCAGUGAGUGCCGGGAUCCACACAACCUUCACCUUCCGCCUGAGCUUCUGCGGCUCCCGGGAGGUGAACAGCUUCUUCUGCGAUAUCCCUCCACUGCUGGCCAUCUGCUGCAAUGACACCAGUCUCAAUGAACUCCUGCUCUUUGCUAUCUGUGGCUUCAUCCAGACAGCCACGGUGUUGGCUAUCGCUGUGUCCUAUGGGCUCAUUGUCCGUGCUGUGAUGCACAUGCGCUCGGUCCAGGGCCGCUGGAGAGCAGCCUCUACCUGUGGCUCCCACCUCACAGCCGUGGCCAUGCUGUACGGGACACUUACUUUCAUGUACUUGCGUCCCAGCUCCAGCUACGCCCUGGACAGCGACAAGAUGGCAUCUGUGUUCUACACUCUUGUCAUCCCAGCCCUCAACCCACUUAUCUACAGCCUCCGCAACAAAGAGGUCAAGGAGGCGCUCAAAAGGACCCGGAGCCGGUGCUGCUGUCCACGGCGGGUGCAUGGGUGAGGAGUCCCAGCAGGCAGGUUAGGACUGACCCUGAAGAAAUG